AUGCCCGGCUCAGUCUAUACGCUUACUUUCUCGACCAAAAAAAAAGCCGAGCCCCUGAAAGAUAUCCACCCGGAGAAUGAAAUCAUCGCACAGAGCAGCAUCACGGCGAGGCAGCUUCUGGCAGUGCUGGCAACGUUCCCCGACGCACUGAGAAAGGGAACGUUUCAUGUAUUGCGCGCUGCAAGCUACGCAGUCUUCUUCCUCUUACGCAUACUCGGAACAGCACCCAGUCAAAUAAUAGACGAAACGGGUGUCAGAAACAUUAUAAGACAGACCUUUACCCUCAUGAGGGACAUCUCUCAAACGGCCAAUGAUCGACGAAAUCAAUGCAUGCGAGUCUGCAGAAUUAUCGAAAAUAUGAUUGACUACGAAGACUGGAACAAAGACACGCCGUUCGUGGGCAAAGCACGGUCCUUUAUGGCUAAUAACUUUGUCGCAGAUGUGGCGGCCAGGGGCAUGAUCAAGGCAAAUCUACGGCAUGCCGCUGCACAAGCCGAACGUGAAGUAGCGACGACAGUCCUUCCGCCGGAGGCGGAGCCACAUUUUGACCUCGACUUCUCGAUAUGGAAUUCGAUGGAAUUUAAUGUGAAUUGGCAGGAUAGUGAUGACUUACUUUUUCUCAGCGAGAACUUCAGUGGACCCUCGUGA
Messenger RNA from Penicillium cosmopolitanum, 648 nucleotides. RefSeq lists its product as uncharacterized. The transcript has a single exon. NCBI's taxonomy places the organism in Eukaryota, Fungi, Ascomycota, Eurotiomycetes, Eurotiales, Aspergillaceae. The record is from RefSeq and is a predicted model, not a curated record. The coding region runs from base 1 to 648 and encodes 215 amino acids.